Falco peregrinus (peregrine falcon) is the source of this 1397-nucleotide messenger RNA. RefSeq names its product origin recognition complex subunit 6 (gene ORC6). Gene Ontology annotation, biological process: DNA replication; DNA replication initiation. Gene Ontology annotation, molecular function: DNA binding. Gene Ontology annotation, cellular component: nuclear origin of replication recognition complex. The record is from RefSeq and is a predicted model, not a curated record. The transcript has 7 exons. NCBI's taxonomy places the organism in Eukaryota, Metazoa, Chordata, Aves, Falconiformes, Falconidae. The coding region runs from base 61 to 867 and encodes 268 amino acids.
UUGGCGGCGGAGCCGGCCAGUCCGCUGGCGAGCGUGGCUGCGCGGCGGGCAAGCGGGAGCAUGGAGCGCGGCGCGGUACAGCGCCUGGCCGCCCGGCUGGGCCUCACCGAGCCCGGCGUCAUCAGAAAAGCUGAAGAGUAUCUGCGGCUGUCCCAGGUGAGAUGCCUGGGAUUCAUGGCUCAGGUGACAGCAACGAGCGCUGCCGUGAUGUGCCUGGACCUGGCUGCUAGUUUCAUGAAGCAACCGGUUGACAGAAGCUAUUGUGUUAAACUCUCCGGUUUGAACAAGACUGCUUACCAGAGCUUCAUGAAGUCUUUGGAGUGUUUGCUAGAGGUGAAACCUAGACUGGGAAUGAGAGACUUGGCUGUGCAAUUCUGCUGCACAGAGGCAGUGAACACCGCUUCAAAAAUACUGCAGAGGUAUGAAUCCAGCCUCUCUGAAGCACAGCAAAUGGACCUUGAUUUAUCAAAACCACUCUUUACAACAGCUGCGCUAUUCACUGCAUGCAGGUGUUUGAAGGUAAAAGUGGACAAAACUAAAAUGUUGGCUGCAUCUGGGGUGAAAAAAGCCAUAUUUGACCGGCUGUGCAGUCAGCUGGAGAAGAUUAGCAAGCAACUCAGCCAGGAAGAUGUUUCACAGGCUGAAGAGCCACCUGAAAUCUUGCAGACCAACCUGGAGCACUGUGAGAAGGAAGAUGAAUCUGAAGAUGAUGAGGAGAUGCCAUGUAAACGGCUGAAGACUGAAACAAAAGAAGACUAUGAAGAAUGGAAAAAGAAAAUCCUGGAAAACGCUGCUAAGGCACAAGAGACAAGUAGGAGUACUGCCUCUGUAGUGCCACCUAGUAAUACAGCUGCUACAUGCUCAUAAUUUUAACUUUCCCUCUGCUCUAACUUGAGUUCCAAUAGCAUAUGAGUGAUGGCUGCCUGGUAGCCAGCUGAUUUUAUUAGCUAGUUUUUAAGUUUUUAAGAAUGUUAUUUUUAGUAAAUGACACCAGAAUUGAGGUGAUUUUGCAAGAAGCCUGUCUGACAUAUUGCCAGGCUGGUACCUGAGCAACUAAGACAUGAGGUGGUAGAACAGCUUCAUUCUCUUGCUGCAAGCAGCAGGUAACAUUCUAAUGCCAUGUUAAAUGUAAACAAGUUUUAUGCCCUUUGGCCCCCGGGCUGGAAGUAGUCAGUGAAAAAAAACGGGGAGAGGACUAACAGUGCCUUCUUAAACCGCAAAAUCAGCAGAGGAAUUAAGACUGAUGAUUUUUUUAUUAUUAUUUUUUUACUGUUGAAGAAAUGUUUAGUCACUGAAUUUGACUUAUUUUUAUGACAUGUAUGGAAUGGAAAUGUCUGUGCUUGUAAAGGGUCCCAAAUAUUCCAAGAAACAAUAAAAAUAGUGGAAGGAAAAGAAAA